CAGUGCAGAGACUUAGUCGUUGCUGCUGCCGCUGCUGCGCUUGUGUGUUACUGCAGCCAGACCCAGACGCUGGGAAGAGCUUCAGAUCUGCAAGGGGGAGGGGGGUCGCGCGCCGUUUGCAUUGCCGCCUUUCCCCCGGGGCGCCCUGGAAGGAAGAGCACCGCAGCCUCCACCGCUCCCUCAGCCCUUCUUCCUUCCUUCCCGCUGCAGAGAUUUUUUGUUUUUCCGGGGUUUCGUUUGCCAUGCCCAAGGACCAAAGAGUAGCAACCGCCAGCACUAGAGGCAGUAGCAGCAGGAGGAGGAACUUUCCAAGCAGGAGCCUAAUGGCUGCGAAGGGGGAAAUCUAAGAGCCAGUCUUUUCCCAUCUUGCCCGGGGAGAAGACUGCAAGCGAGCCAGGGAAACCCGGCCAGCAUGAGGCGGGGGGCUCAGCACUGAUGCCUGCGUCGCUGCCCCCGGCGGGAGGAUUAAGAGCUUCUCCCUCCCCUGGGGCGCCGCAAACCAAGAGUGUGUGACAAGAAGGAGACGAAGAGCAAACCAAACCCACGAACUCCCCGGCAGUGCUUUGAACUUCCCCUGGCCCAGGACUCCAACAACCUGAUCGCACCCCGCCAAAAAAACCCACAUUAUUAUUAUUUUUUGUUUUCAUUCGGAUCUCGUCUAUUCUUGCCCUGCACAUUUUGCGGGGCGUGUUGUGUCUCUUUGGUUUUCUUUUCUUUUUUUCUUUUUAACUGUUUUUGGCCAAUAUCAUGGCGAUGAAAGGGGCUGCCGCAAGUACCGGGAUCUUGUUAGUCACGGCCAACGUUGGAUCCUUGUUUGAUGAUCCCACACAUUCAGCUGUAAGACAUCAUAUAAGACUUCAAGCAAUAUACAUUCACCCAGAAAACUUACAGAAGAAUUGGCUUCGGGAAUUUUAUCAGGUUGUACAUACACACAAGCCACACUUCAUGGCAUUACAUUGUCAAGAGUUUGGUGGGAAAAACUAUGAAGCAUCCAUGUCUCAUGUGGACAAGUUUGUUAAAGAAUUAUUAUCAAGUGAUGCAAUGAAAGACUACAACAGAGCUCGAGUUUAUUUGGAUGAGAACUACAAGUCACAGGAACAUUUUACGGCACUGGGAAGCUUUUACUUUCUGCACGAAUCCUUGAAAAAUAUUUACCAGUUUGAUUUUAAAGCUAAGAAGUAUAAAAAAGUUACGGGAAAAGAAAUCUAUUCAGAUACAUUGGAAAGUACCCCAAUGCUGGAAAAAGAAAAGUUCCCACAAGAUUAUUUCCCUGAGUGUAAGUGGUCCAGAAAAGGCUUCAUACGAACAAGGUGGUGUAUUACUGACUGUGCCUUUGACUUGGUAAACAUUCAUCUUUUCCAUGAUGCUUCCAAUUUAGUUGCUUGGGAAACAAGCCCAUCGGUUUACUCAGGAAUAAGGCAUAAGGCCCUUGGUUAUGUACUUGACAGAAUUAUAGAUCAGCGGUUUGAGAGAGUUUCAUAUUUUGUCUUUGGAGAUUUCAACUUUCGACUGGAUGCAAAAUCAGUGGUAGAGACACUUUGUGCAAAAGCUACAAUGCAGACAAUCCGGGCUGCUGACACUAAUGAAGUAGUCAAACUAAUAUUCCGUGAAUCUGAUAAUGACCGAAAGGUUAUGCUACAAUUAGAAAAGAAACUGUUUGACUAUUUUAAUCAAGAUGUUUUUAGAGAUAACAAUGGCACUGCGCUUUUGGAAUUUGACAAAGAGCUGUCAGACUUUAAAGACAAAUUAUAUGAACUGGACAUUUCAUUUCCUCCCAGCUAUCCAUAUAGUGAAGAUUGUAGCCAGGGAAUGCAGUACAUGAACACUAGAUGUCCAGCUUGGUGUGACAGGAUCCUGAUGUCACAUUCUGCCAAAGAGCUAAUUCUAAAGUCAGAAAACGAUGAGAAGCUAGUGGUGUAUGACCAUAUUGGACCAAAUGUCUGCAUGGGGGACCACAAGCCCGUGUUCCUGUCCUUUCGAAUAGCCGCUGGGGCAGUUUCUUUUGGGGGGAGAAAAAACCCACAAAAACAACAGAUGCCAAUCAAUUCUGCAACAGGAAAAAGAUGCCUCCGAAACGAGAAGAUCUUUCGGGAAAGCUCUUUGUAGCGAGGAGGAGAAGGAGGAAGGCUCCGAGGUCCAUCCUAUCAUCGCCUAAACCACGACAGUUCCAUUCAUCCUUCAAGUUCUGCGUGCUGCGUUGUUACUUUGUUAUAAUAAUAAUUCUUAUUAUUUUAGGCUGUUGAUCAUACACUAUCUUCUUCGGCAUCUGGACUCUAGUCCCGAAAAGAAACGAAAAACCUCUCAUACCUCACCGUCUUGUAUAUUCCUGUGACAUCAAAUGUGGAAUUUUAUUUUUAUAUGAAGAUGUGUGUUCUAUGCCACAGUCUGGUUGCCAAAAAACAAACUUUCUAGUAGUCGCGAUGUUCUGUGUUUUUAAACUUCACUGUGUUUUUUUUAAAGUUUGUCAAUGUGAAAUUAUAUAUAUAUAAUAUUCAACAUUAAGACAAUUUUCCUCGCCUACUUUAGCCUAAAGGCAGGUUGGGAUUUUGUACAUUGCCUUGUAUAGAAGUCCUGGUGUAUUCUUGUUAUUUGUUGACCAAGAUCUAUCGUUCCUGUGAUUUGGGGCGUGGGGAGGGAACUGGGGACAGUUAGUUUUAGAGUCGAAGUUUGGGGGGGGAUUGCCAUUUUUGCCACUUCUUCUUUUUCUCAUGUUAUUUACUAUCCUGCCAUGUUCCAUGGUUUUUGAAUCACACAGCAGCAGCUGCUUUCUAUACAAACAUGUAUAUAUUUAUAUAUUUGUAUGUGAGUGUGUAUAGAGAUAUAUAUACACAGAUAUAGAAAUAAUUUAUAAUUAUAUAAACUGUUCGUCUUUCCUGCUUUAAGAAAAAAAAAUAGCCUUUUCCAAAAUAGCCCCUCCUGUAAAUUCAAUUGUGUCAGUGGGAGUUGACUUCCAGAGUAAUCCGGUUAGGAGCCCUGUGGGGAAAGGCUGUGGGUCACUAAUGCCCCAAUCCUGAAACACACCUUCUUUGAAUUAAAAGUCAUUCAAACCGGUGAGACGGGACCUGCAGCCAGAUCCUAACCAGGUUUACUCGGAAGUAAGUCCGAUUACUUUUACCUGGAGCCAACGGUUUAUUCGGAUUUACUUGCUGUAGUCUGAAGUACUCACUGACGAGUAAAUCCGAUUGAACGCAAAGGCACUUGCUUCCAAGUAAACAUGUUUAGGAUCGGACUGGGUGCGUGCUUAGGAGAGUCGCCUCGAUAUCUUUUUUUUAAAACGUGGAGGCAAAUGCCGUUGAGCUCUCGGAGACUCGCUUCCGAUGCGUCCUAUUUAGGAUCCAGAGAUCCGGAAUGCCUGACCAGUUAACGGGUUUCUUUCCUAAUGUAUAUAGAUCCAGAGCUCUUCGCCGUCCGCCGGCUGUAGUCACUAGUUAGGUAGCAAAUUCUGGUACCAAGUAUUCUAGCUGAAAACAAUCAGACCACGGGAAGAGAAGCAGAAAAGCCCCACGUCAGGUAGCAAUUUUUGACUGUAGCAAGGGGAGGGGAUAGAGGGGUCUGUAAAUCUUAACGCUGAUUGGGAGUUUCUCCCCCUCCCCCCACCCCGGAAAAAAAAAAUCCCACCUCUCUCUUUUUCUCCCACAGCUAAGUACAGCAUUAAAAGGUGAUUAGCGAAUCUGUUGAUGAAACGCAAACGGGAGGCUUAUUGAUUUAAUUUAGAACACUACCGAGUUCAGGGACCGGGCGAUGGCGGGAGACGGAGGCUGCAUUUGGGUAUAAAUCACUCGGGGGAGGAGGUGAAAGAAGGGAGAGAGGUUUGAGAAAAUCGGCUGCUGCGUGUGUAUCGCAGAUCACCACCACCCCCAGCCACUGCAGGUUUAGAGAGACACAUUGCAGGACGAGCGACGUGGGGAUUGGGAGAAAGUUUGUAUUUUGUGUAUUCACUUGGAAACGAGCGUUCUGGUUCUCAAGCAAUAAAACUCUUCAUGGUGACAACAA
This is a messenger RNA of Hemicordylus capensis (graceful crag lizard), 3993 nucleotides long. It is a transcript of the gene INPP5A, whose product is annotated as inositol polyphosphate-5-phosphatase A. Gene Ontology annotation, biological process: phosphatidylinositol dephosphorylation. The transcript is spliced from 17 exons. The coding region runs from base 748 to 2106 and encodes 452 amino acids. Gene Ontology annotation, molecular function: inositol-polyphosphate 5-phosphatase activity. The record is from RefSeq and is a predicted model, not a curated record. Lineage: Eukaryota; Metazoa; Chordata; Lepidosauria; Squamata; Cordylidae.